Molecule: messenger RNA, 426 nt
Organism: Nerophis lumbriciformis (worm pipefish)
Lineage: Eukaryota; Metazoa; Chordata; Actinopteri; Syngnathiformes; Syngnathidae
Source: RefSeq, a predicted model, not a curated record
AUGGCAUUCGCGGUUCGCUCGUUCUUCCUCCUCUGUGCGAUCAGCGGACUGCUGACGGGAGUAUGGUCUCUCCCCAAGAAAAGUCAAAAAAAUAAUGACUGCCCCAAAGGCUGGACUCGCUUGGACUGUAACUGUUACAUCUACCAAGGCGAAAUUAGGGCCUUAGCAGAUGCGGAGAGCGUCUGCAAUAUUCUGGGUGGAAAUGUCGCCUCCAUCCACAGUGACCUGGAAAAUGCAUUUAUUCAUGAACUGGUUCAAGCGGGUGGUGAUGAGGGCUAUGCCGUCCUUGGACUUCAUGACACAAUUGAGGACGAUGACUACAUAUGGACUGAUGGCUCAGAAAACGAUUACACAAACUUUGACAUGAGCGCCGGCGAGCCCGAUGGCAGCGGUGACUGUGUUGAGAUGGAUAUUUCUGGUAAGUGA